Molecule: messenger RNA, 3104 nt
Organism: Nerophis lumbriciformis (worm pipefish)
Lineage: Eukaryota; Metazoa; Chordata; Actinopteri; Syngnathiformes; Syngnathidae
Gene: pgm3
Product: phosphoglucomutase 3
Biological process (GO): carbohydrate metabolic process; hemopoiesis; UDP-N-acetylglucosamine biosynthetic process
Molecular function (GO): magnesium ion binding; phosphoacetylglucosamine mutase activity
Source: RefSeq, a predicted model, not a curated record
AUGUAUAUAAGUUGACGUGAAACAAUUCUACUUCCGUAAAAACACAACUCUCCAUCCUGUUGCCAAGAAGUCACGCCGUGCGCAAUGACGUCAUUAUGACGUGCCCCGGAACUCUGGCCACGUCGCCGGGUCUUGCUGGAAGAGGAAGUUGUACUCCUUCCACAUCACCACGCUGAUUACACUACAGAACACGUAGCCAUGGCACACUUUCAGGAAGUGUCAAAACGGUCCGCUAUGCACCCUAAACCUGCAGGCUUGGCAUUGGAGUAUGGUACUGCUGGUUUCCGGUCCAACGCCAAGCAUCUGGACCACAUCAUGUUCAGGAUGGGACUGCUGGCCACGCUGCGGUCCAAAAAAACCAAAGCGGCCAUCGGAGUAAUGGUCACCGCCUCUCACAACCCUGAGGAGGACAACGGUGUAAAGCUGAUUGACCCUAUGGGUGAGAUGUUGUCUGCAGCAUGGGAGGACCACGCCACCCAUCUGGCCAACGUGGAGCAGCAAGAUUUACCAUGUGUUCUUGAGGACAUUGUAGAGAAAGAAAGCAUUGACAUGAGCCAGGAAGCCAUUGUGUUUGUAGGCAAAGACACCAGGAGCAGCAGUGAUAGACUCUCACAAGCAGUACUGGAUGGAGUGUGUGCUCUGCAUAGUCAUAAUAAAGAUUAUGGGCUGGUGACCACUCCGCAGCUUCACUACUUGGUGUGCUGUCACAACACACAGGGGCGCUAUGGCGAGGCCUCAGUGAACGGCUACUACAGUAAACUCUGCCAAGCUUUCAUUGAGCUUACCAAGAAUACACCCAACCGCACAGAUGAUCAGAAGCACCUCACUUUGGACGGCGCCAACGGCAUCGGUGCGUUGAAGGUGCGCGAGAUGGAGCGCCACCUUAAGGGAGAGUUGCAGGUUUCGCUCUUCAACCACGGCGACGGACAACUCAACCACCAGUGUGGCGCUGAUUUUGUCAAGGUCCAACAGAAACUUCCAGCAGGGAUUAAGGUAAAUGCCGGCGAGCGCUGCUGUUCAUUCGACGGUGACGCUGACCGCAUCGUUUAUUACUACACCGACUCGGACGGACACUUUCAUCUGAUGGAUGGAGACAAAAUAGCGACGCUUAUCAGCACUUUUCUUAAAGAGCUGCUCAUCCAGGCUGGUCUGAAUUUGGAGUUGGCAGUAGUGCAAACCGCUUACGCUAACGGUAGCUCGACACGCUUCCUGGAAGACACCUUGAAGCUGACGGUGAGGUGCACAAAGACCGGAGUGAAGCACCUCCAUCAUGUGGCACAGGAGUUUGAAAUUGGAGUGUACUUUGAGGCCAACGGCCACGGAACGGUGUUGUUCAGCAAAUCAGCCGAGGAGAAGAUAAAGCAACUUGCCGACAACCCAAACACUGACGACGGCAGGAAGAGAUCGGCUAUUCUGCUGUGCCAUACCAUCAAUGUCAUUAACCAGACCGUAGGUGACUCCAUCGCUGACAUGCUGCUAGUAGAGGCUGUAUUAGCCUUGAAGGGAAUGACUGUGCAGCAGUGGGAUGCCAUCUACACUGAUCUGCCCAACAGGCAGCUAAAAGUCAAGGUGUCAGAUCGCAGGGUGAUUAACACGGCCGACGCAGAGAGACGCGCCGUGAGUCCAGCGGGCCUGCAGGAGGCCAUUGACGCCCUGGUGAAGAAUUACAGACACGCUCGCUCUUUCGUCAGGCCAUCUGGCACUGAGGAUGUCGUGAGAGUUUACGCCGAGGCUGACACACAGGAGAGUGCUGACUCACUUGCACACCAAGUCAGCCUUGCAGUGUAUCGCCUCGCUGGCGGGGUGGGAAACGAACCCAAGCCUUUACACUAGACAACAAAACCUCACUUUUCUAUUAUUACACAAUACUUGAUGCUCACAUACAGGUACUGAAAUACUUUUUUUGAGCUUUUAUUGAGGUGACAAAUUAUUUAUCUGACAUGACACUACAAGGGAAAUAAGAACCACAAUCAAUUAUGUUUUUUGGUUGUUUUUUUUACACGAAAUGUAUUAUGAUGUCCAUUUUGGGUACAUCAAGAUAAUGCAAAACAAGGCUGCACAACGGUAACUGCUUUUGUCUUUGUCCAUUAAUGAAUUUCACCGGUAAAGAAGGAAGGAGCUCUCCUGGAUCUCACCGUCUCCUUGGCACUAUUGCUAGCCAUUUUCCGUUAGCCAAAGGCUGCAUUGCACUGUGUCUAUCGAGUAGACGCGUAAAGUGAUAAUCUCAACAUGUACUGUGGGAAAAGUGGUACCUCCUAUAUGCUACAAAACAUCCGAUUACAAAUCCAUGCACAAUUACACUUGUACCUCAUAAGUGAAUGACACUAUCGUAAUCAUGAAUUAUAAUCAUUAAUUAUAUCUGUUAAUUCAUGCGUCAUUAUUGUUUUUCCAGUCUAACGUUUUAUCUAUGAUGUAAAUUGUCUUCUUUAUUCUGUAAAUAAUCAAACAAAAAUCAUGUGUUUACUCUGGGCGGUUUUAUUCAUGGUUGAAAUUGACUUCUUCAGUCCAAAUAAAUAAUGGAAAAAUACAUCAUUUAUUCUGCUUACUUGCAUUGUUUACAAAAGAACAUCCAAACACACACACAUGCACACACACACACACACACACACACACACACACACACACACACACACACACACACACAUUGGAGUGAAGCAGUUUAGAUUGCCAAUGGGAUGAUUGGGUAGUUUUCUUCUUCUUCUCCAGAAAUAUUAAAGGUACGCCGGUGUGUGUCCUAACAGAGGAAGAGGUAACAUAAGAUUAAGAGGCAGUCCUUGACAGUUUAAGUGUGAUUAGUCUGCUUUUUUAUUUAAUCAUAAAUCCUCUCAAGAACUUCUCACUUUGGUUUGUCUCAAUUCCACCUGAGCAAGGUGAACACAAACUGUUGUAUAAGACAAGGCGUGUAUAAGAAAUAACAUGAACUGGAACAAAAAAAUUGUUUUCACUGUAGCCAUCUUUGGUGUGGAUUUAUCCCAGAGUUGUAGUUGAAAUAGGUGGUGUUGUGGACUGACUCUACACACCACUUUCAUUUUCUAUUGGAGAGCCAUGUUUUGUCUGUAUGAAUUUAAAAAUAAAUUGUAAAAGCCUGUUUAUUGAUUCAUUCA